AAGCCGCGGCUGAUAUAAUUUCCAUUUAUGUGCGUAUGAAACGUCUAGCGUGACGUUGGUUUCAUUCCCUGCUAAAUGAAAAGACGACAUCGAGAUAUAAAUAAGGAUAACCAUUGACGUUUUCAAUGUCAUUAUUUUUUUUAAAGUUUCAGGGCUUUCGAACAGUUUAGAAGAUAAGGUGUAUGGACAACAUGUUGCUCAAAAAGCCGUCCUUAGCCACAUAAAAGCCCAUAUGACUGACCAAAAUCCACCAAAAGCAUUAUCUUUGGCAUUCCAUGGUGGAACAGGCACAGGAAAGAAUUACAUAAGUUCAAUCAUUGCUGAAAGUCUAUACACAAAUGGAAUGGAAAGUGAAUUUGUCCACUUCUUUUCAUCAUCACACCAUUUUCCUAACAAAGAAGAUAUAAUACGCUAUAAGACUGAUCUCCCCAAAUUUAUUGAAAGGGGUGUUCAAAAGUGUAAACGAUCGCUUUUUAUAUUUGAUGAGGUAGAUGAAAUGCCAAAAGGAUUGAUGAAUACAAUAGCACCUUUUAUGGAUUAUUAUCAAAAUAUAGAUGGAGUCAACUACAGACAAAGUAUAUUCCUGUUUAUAAGUAACAUUGGCACAAAUGCAUUGAAUAAGAAAAUAAUAGAAUAUUUUAAGCAGGGUCUGGACAGAAAAUCAAUUACAAUUAAAGAUAUGGAACACUUGAUUAAGACUGACAAUGAGUCAAAUGAAUUUUCCAGAAGUCAAUUGUUUUCACAUCAUCUGAUGACAGCCCAUAUACCAUUUUUCCCAAUGGAGAAAAAACAUGUGAGACAAUGUGUUAGAAAUCAAUUGCUAAGCAAGAAAUAUUACAGGGCCGGUGGGGCUAUUGAAGAUGAAGUAGUUGAAAAUAUAAUGAGAGAACUGGAUUUUUAUCCGGAUGAUAAUUCAAUAUUUUCUCCAUUAGGAUGUAAAAGGGUUUCUGACAAAGUUGAUCUUGUAAUGAAUGACUAAAUGAAACUCAGUAAUGUAUAAACACAAAUAUUUAAAUGCUCCAAGAUGUUUAUAGUUAUCGCGUUUUUAUUGUUGUGAUAUCUUCUCUUAUGUGGGAAGCCCUGGGGUUAACUUGGGUACAUAUGUUCACAAUUUUGUUAUCUUCCAACAGUAAUACCCAUGGCGAAAUUUGGUUUCCGUUUGACUGUGCGGGUUGAAUAGGUACGUCCGGCCAGAAUUGGUACGUUGACCCAGAUGUCUUGUACAGAGAUAGUGUCAAAUUCAUCAAACGAAGUUUUGGCUGAGUG
Messenger RNA from Mytilus californianus (California mussel), 1266 nucleotides. Its product is annotated as torsin-1A-like. Gene Ontology annotation, molecular function: ATP binding; ATP hydrolysis activity. The coding region runs from base 233 to 979 and encodes 248 amino acids. Lineage: Eukaryota; Metazoa; Mollusca; Bivalvia; Mytilida; Mytilidae. The record is from RefSeq and is a predicted model, not a curated record. The transcript is spliced from 4 exons.